Molecule: messenger RNA, 4201 nt
Organism: Cherax quadricarinatus
Lineage: Eukaryota; Metazoa; Arthropoda; Malacostraca; Decapoda; Parastacidae
Gene: t
Product: C45 family peptidase tan
Source: RefSeq, a predicted model, not a curated record
GUCUGUCUCCAGUUGGUUUAGUCUGUCUCCAGCUGGUUUAGUCUGUCUCCAGCUGGUUUAGUCUGCCUCUAUCUGGUUUAGCCUGCCUCCAGCUGGUUUAGUCUGUCUCCAGCUGGUUUAGUCUGCCUCUAGCUGGUUUAGUCUGUCUCCAGCUGGUUUAGUCUGCCUCUAUCUGGUUUAGUUUGUCUCCAGCUGGUUUAGUCUGUCUCCAGCUGGUUUAGUCUGUCUCCAGCUGGUUUAGUCUGUCUCCAACUGGUUUAGUCUACCUCCAGCUGGUUUAGUCUGCCUCCAGCUGGUUUAGUCUGUCUCCAGCUGGUUUAGUCUACCUCCAGCUGGUUUAGUCUACCUCCAGCUGGUUUAGUCUACCUCCAGCUGGUUUAGUCUACCUCCAGCUGGUUUAGUCUACCUCCAGCUGGUUUAGUCUACCUCCAGCUGGUUUAGUCUACCUCCAGCUGGUUUAGUCUGUCUUCAACUAAUUAGCAUACUCUCAGCUGAACAUAUUUGUACAAUUACAUUCGUCUAUCCUCACCUGCUUUAAAAUUCUAUUUCCAGAUGUUCUAGUUGAAUCCCAGAUAUCCCAUUUACCUAACGGUGCCUGCGAGGGCUGAGCUGCAUCUCCCGGUCCUUGCUAACGAUCAACUACUUGCCAUUCCUGCCUUUGUUCAACUCUGCUACAUCCCACUCCAAUACUAACUGGUCUAGUGUGAUACCAGCUGGCUUAGCAUAGUACCAGCUGGCUUAGUGUAGUACCAGCUGGCCGAUUGUAUCCCCAGUAGACUUAAAAUAAUCACAGUAGACACAAGAGUCAUCACAUUCUGGAGAAGAUGCCUGCCCCAGCCGACAUGGGUCGACGGAAUGCCCUUCCCAUCCUGUAUACCAGUGGGAGCUACUACGAUGUGGGGUACGACGUGGGUCGUACCUUCCGGGGAAUCAUCGAGGACUUCCUGGGAUCCUUCAAAGAGCUGCAUGAGGUGCUGCUACCUGCCUUCGAUACUGCUGAGGGUCGUGCCUCCUAUGACCUGACCCUGGCCUCCCUACAGCAGAACUACCCUCACUACCUCAGGGAACUGCAGGGCACUGCUGAUGGUGCCCAUGUUCCUUUCCAUCAUUUAAUGUUGCUACACAUGGACAGGAUUGUGCCCAUGAACAGCGGGAAGACGCUCUCUGCUGACUCCAAUGGCUGCUCCUCUGUGUGUGUCAACUACGAUGGUCAGGUAUUGUUGGGCCACACAGAGGAUGCCUUGCCAGAGUUUCUGAACCAUGUGUACCUGGUAUCAGCACACAUCACUGAGGCCGAGCCACAAGGCAAGUGGGGUACCCGCUGUGAGGGCUUCACUGCCCUCUGCUACGCUGGCUACCUGCCUGGUUUCUGCAUGGGUUACAACCACCAUGGUCUCGUCUACUCUAUCAACGUCAUCCAACCACAGAGGGUCAUCAGUGGAAAGACGCCACGUCACUUUGUGUGUCGGGCGCUGCUGUCGGCCAAGACGAUGGAGACGGCUCAGCAGAUCUUGCGAGACCGAGGUACUGGUGUUGCUGACGGCUUCAGUGUCAAUAUGAGCUUCACCAUGCAAGAGGGAGACCAUCUCUUCCACAACGCUGAGGUGGGACCUGCGGACAAUGCUGACGAAAGUCAACUGUCCAUCCUCACUCUUAGUCCUGGCGAGCACCUACUUCAUACUAACAAGUACUUGCGUCUGGCAGUGGCUGAGGACGAUGGACUGUGUUCAGUCAGCAGUAACCACCGUCACGCCCGCGCCAGCGCCUGCUGUGUGCCUGACACCCGCGCUGCUCUCCUGGCUCUCCUCUCGGACACCCAUGACCCACUCUACCCUUUCUUCAGGGAAGGUGGCAACCCAGACUUCAUCAAGACGGUGACCUUGGGUAUCUUCGAUCUAGUGGAGAAGACCUGGAGCAUUUGGAUGAGGAACCCACGAACUAGUGACCCACUGCUUACUCUACCUCUGCUCUUCACCUGGCAGGACUGAAGCCCCUCUUCCCCACCUCCACUGAGGCCAACACUAGCAUCAACACCACUGAAGAGGAUUAUAUUCAGAAUAUUAACUCCGUAGGAUAUCCAAGAAAGCCCAUUUCCAAGUGGUUGUCAGGUCCUCCCUCGGGAUGCUGGCCACAACAACUAACAGGCUUCCAGACUCAAGUUUGUCAUGGCUGGCAUACACACAAGUUACUAACAUAUAACAUGAAAACGUGGCGGCGUUUCGGUUCGUCCAAGACUAUUGUAAAGAAACGAGUGACUUGAUAGUUCACGACGGUCGAAACGUCGGCCAAGUUUCAUGAAACAAGAAUAAAAACACAAAAGCAGCAACUUUAAUUUUACAGUAAAUAAAAAUAACUUUCUGCCUGCCCAUUAGACGUAAUCUGAUAAAAUAAGAAAUUUCGGUAACUGCUUUGUAUCUUAAAUAACUACAACCUGUCAGUGUUACUAUUCCACAUAUUGUUACUAAUGAUAACUGCUAUAUCUAUUGUUAAACUUAAUGACUGCUCCAUCUGAUAAUACCUGCUCCCACUACUGUUAUUAAUGAUAAUUCCUGCUCCAUCUACUGUUACAUAUAACACCUGCUCCAUCUAUUGUUACAUAUGAUAACACCUGCUCCAUCUGUCAUAUGGGGGUUCGAAACAUGGAUUGGAUAAUAAACACUCACGUCGGAUGUUCUAGUAAGUAUAUUAGAUGGAAUAUAUGGGGACGCCAGGCCUGAUCUGUUUACUCUCCUAUGACUCAACUUGAACUGUCCUGCUGAGUGCCUGGAGGACGAAAGGCAUUCAAAUCAUACUAGGUUAGCAGUAACGGUCAGUGAUGUAACAGUCAGUGAUUACAGCCAGGGGUCUAUUGGUAAUCCCCCUUAUGUAUCCUGGGAGGCAGUUGAACAGUCUUGGGCCCCUGACACUUACUGUGUUUUCUCUUAGCGUACUCAUGGAACCCCUGCUUUUCAUUGGGAGGAUGUUGCACCGCCUGCCGAGUGUUUUCCUUAUGAUUUCGGUGUGUAGAUUUGGGACUAGUCCCUCUAUGAUUUUUCAGGUGUAUAUUAUCAUGUAUUUUUCUCUCCUGCUUUCCAAGGCGUACAUGGCAAGGGCCUUCAACCGUUCCUAAUAAUUUUGAAGAUUUAUAGUACUUAUACGUGCAGUAAAGGUUCUCUGUAUAUUCUCCAGGUCUGCCUUGCAAGGGGCCGUUAAUGUACCGCAGUAUUCAAGCCUAGAGAGAACAAGCGAUUUGAAGAGAAUCAUCAUUGGCUUGGCAUCCCUAGUUUUGAAUGUUCUCAUUACCCAUCCUAUCCAUUUUUGUUGUGAUUUUUGAAAAUGAAAUUCUCUGACAUUUCCAAUCCCAAGUCCUUCACAUUAGUUUUCCGCUCUAUCGUAUGAUUGGAAUUUCCUUUAUAUACUCCGAUACAGUCUUUAUUUCCUCGAGUUUUCCAUAGCGGAGUAAUUUAAAUUUGUCUUCAUUGAACUUCAUGUUGUUUUCUGACGCCCAUUUAAAGACUUGAUUAAUGUCCGCUUGGAGAUUUGUAGUGUCUUCAAUGAAUGACACUGUCAAACAAAUUUUGGUAUCGUCAGCAAACGACACUGUGCUGUGGUUUACAUUUCUAUGUCAGGUAUGAGGAUGAGGAACAUGAUGGGAGCGAGUUCUGUACCUUGUGUAUCAGAGUUUUUCACUGUUGCCUCCUGUGACCAUACUCUGUUUACUAUUACUCAUUGUGUUUUAUUUGUUACGAAGUUAUAGAUCCAUCUACCUACUUUUCUUGUUAUUCCUUUAUCACCCAUUUUGUGUGCUAUUACUCCAUUAUCGCACUUGUCGAAGGCCUUCGCAAAGUUUGUGUACACUACAUCUGCAUUCUGAUCGUUCUCCAGUGCAUCCAAGAUCAUGUCAUAGUGAUCCAGUAGCUAUGAGAGGCAGGAGCGACCUGCUCUAAACCCGUGUUUAGAGCAAGUUGUUGUCAUACAGAGUGAUGGCUCUCUUAAAGAAAUUAGAGCACGCAUCAAUAACUGGGGCUCUACUCUUCAGUCAGAACUGUUUGCCAUACUCCUUGCACUCAAAUGCGUCCAUGUAUCUAAGGUUGAUACUUUAAUUGUAACUGAUUCUCUGUCAUCCAUAAAUGCUCUCAACUCAUUAAGUAUAAACUGUGGCAUGCUUGUGUCAGAAGCCAGACACAGGUAAGGUAGGAGUGUGGACAGUGGAGUCAGAGUC